This is a messenger RNA of Rhagoletis pomonella (apple maggot), 2126 nucleotides long. RefSeq lists its product as uncharacterized. The coding region runs from base 471 to 2126 and encodes 551 amino acids. The record is from RefSeq and is a predicted model, not a curated record. Lineage: Eukaryota; Metazoa; Arthropoda; Insecta; Diptera; Tephritidae. The transcript has 3 exons.
UCAACUUUAUUCAACGCCUCCGAAUUUUAACGACGACGGCUUCGAGCUUUGCCAACGUCAUAACUCUCGCUCAUCUGCUGUCAUCGCGCUGUCACUGAGCUCUCCCGCUUUGACUUCAAUUUCCUUCCUUUUCAACGUGGGUUUCUAGCCGAGCAGAAGUAAAUCUUAUACAUAAUAAAAUUUUACAUAAAUUUAUCGCAAAAUAUAUUUGUAACCGAAUGCCUUGCUUUAUGCAAAGCCAAACACAAGUAUUUUAGCGCUUAUUCGUACAAACAUAUACGUGUCGCUGAAAAUAUUGUUUUAUUGGCAUUCGCUUUUACAUUUCUAAAAUACUUUGGCGAAGACCAUCUGCUCAGAAGCACGUUGCAAGUUUGAUAAACCAGAGAAUCUCCGAAAAUCCGGAAUUACUAAUUAUUGCAAUUGAGCGCCUAACACGAGACACGUGUUCCGAAUUAACCUCAAACCCUCUAAUGAGUGUCCGUGAAGCAGGCGAAACAUCUUCUGGCUCAUCAAAGGUCACCAGCAUGCACUCUGCUGGUGUGGCUACCGAAGUAGCUACUUCCACUUCUGCCACCGUUACGGGUGCAAUAAUUGGCAUACCCGCUUCUACUGGUGACACGGUAUUCGCUACUGGGAGCGCGCCGACUGAAGCAUUCGCGCCACCACUUGCCCCCACAACGACGGUUGGAUUUAUAGCUAAUGGAACAAAGGGUGCUAUUUUCGCAUCGACUCCUCGUCAGACUGAGGAUGGCCUGGGAACGAUCGUUACCUCGCCUCUUCGCACCCGCUCGGGGAUCUUACGUACUGAGAAGCCACGCAAGCGUGCACGCACAUUACGCACAACUGCGCCAACAAUCGCUCCGAUUGGUGAAGAGAGACCACAGGUAACUUGGUGCCCAAUGACGUACCCCUCAGCAACACGUGGAGUUGGUGGUUUAAAUCCAUUGCCGGAUAUUCAUGUAGAAUUGGAUGGACUUAAUAUACAUAACCGUAACAUUUCACAACACGUGCCCUUUAAUAUAAAUGCAUCAUCGAGCCUUGCAUCUGCUCCAUAUAGUAUUGCAACAAACAACGCUAGAUUUUCAUUGGGUUUAGCUGGGGUUGGCGACGACGCUGCGUAUAUGAGGGCUCAAUAUUCUUGGGCAGGUGGAGUCGGUGGUCUUAGUUCCUCCACGCAUAAUAGCGCUUACUUACCGGGUAUAGGUCGACAUAAUACGGGAGGUACUUUUUCAAACGCAGACUUGAAUAGGAACGUGGGGGCGUUUAAUAGCACGGCAUCCGUGAUGUCUGCUUACGUCAACAACUUUGCAAGUCCUACUAAUGCGUCACAAAAUCCUCUGACACGCUCGUCCUUUGCAGAUAUAACUCUGUCGUCCUCACAGGUUGCUACGCGCCAAGUAAUGUUGAAGGACCUACCGUUUUUUUCUGGUAAUCCUGAAGAGUGGCCCGUCUUUAUCACGAAUUUUGAACAGUCUACGGAAAGAUGUGGUUUCACUGACCAGGAAAACCUUAUACGUUUGCAAAAGUGCCUCAAGGGCCCGGCACUCGAAGCCGUGCGGGGAAAAUUGAUGAUGCCUAGUACGGUAUCGCUUGCCAUCGAAACGUUGCGGAUGCUUUACGGGCGACCUGAUGUUAUACAUCAUACCUUGCAACGGAAAUUGAGACAGCAUCCGAUUGUGAAAAUGGAAAAGAUGGAUACUUUAAUAAACUUUGCUCUGGCGGUGCAGAAUUACCGCGCGACAAUGCAAGCGAUUGGGCUCAGCGAUUAUUUGAACGAUCCGAUGUUGAUAAACAAGCUCUUGACAAAAUUGCCAUGUGAUCUAAAAUUAGAUUGGGGUAGAUUUAGGAUGACGCGCUUAAGAGUGGACCUGAUGGUAUUCGACGAAUGGCUAUUUAGCUUAGCAACGUGUGCUAGCCAAGUAACUCCGCUAGGCUAUGCCCCUACUCAAGCCGAACUGAAAAGUAGCCACAGACGUAGUGGGGAGAGAUUAAUGGUACACGAGGUCGUCGAUAAGGAAAAGCAAGAGAUGCACGAUGGCGAUUUGUCCGUGAUUCCAAACUAUGCAUUUGUUGUUUCAAGCGACACUUCGUACGCCGAUGUAACUCGAGAAAGCUGUGUGGUAUAG